AAAAAACACGUCCUUUUUAGUUAUCUUCGACACAACAACCCUUCUCUCCCUCCUCUUAUUUUUUUUUAAUAAUCUCAAAUCUAAUUAUUAGAUAUGAUUUCUUUAAAUUAUGGAUAUAGAUUUGUAUGUUCUAAAUUUCAUGGCUUUGCUUGUUUUUUUUGCCUUUAAUCUCUCUUUUUUUCGUGUCUAUUGUAGAUUUGUUCAAGGAUUCAUGGUGGACUGGAGAAUAGAUUUACAGUUGUGUUGAAAUUUCAAGUGUUGAAGUUAUUACAAUGACUUCGAUGUUUGAUCAGAGUCUUUUAUUACUUGAAAAAUAAUUAAAGCGACAUGUUUAUUCUACAAUCAUGAAAAUAUUUUAAUUUUUUCCAAAUGCAAAAGAUACGAGUGAUGCGAGGAUCCAUCUCAUUAAGAAAAAAUCUUAAUUAUCAAACAAAAUAUUCUGAAUAUAAUUGUCACAAUUGAAUCAAAAUCAGCCCAUAACGAGUCAUAAAAUAAUCUUUUAAUAAAUAUAUUUAAUAAUCCUGAUAUAUACGGUAAUAAGCUGGCACUUACAAUCUAGAAGCCGGCUUUCCGAAGAAAAUGGAGGCAGAAAACGAAAUUAGAGAAAUCGAAGGCGCAAACGAGAACGAAUCUUCACCGAGCAACCCGAAGCCGACGCCAAAAACGGUUAGGACCAAAGUACCGGAGGUGGAGAUCCAUCUGUACAGACAAGGCAAGGGUCCGAUUAACGUGUUCAAGUCGAGCUUGGGAGGGUGGGACCAGGACCAACUGGAGGUCCGAGAAAUCCUCGAGAAAUACGGGUUCAAGUCGAUCUUCGCUUUCAAUCCAGCGUCGGGUCGGGGUGCGCCGAUUCGUUUUGGGAGGAAUGGUAGGUCUUUACUUGGGUAUAGAGAUGGAUCGGUCAUUCACGUUGACGGAGAACCAAAGGACUCCUUGAUCAAACCAGUGACCAAGACCGUGCUCGGGGUAGCAGUGAUCACUCUUUUGAUAACAUUGGCUCUGAAGGAACGUCCAGAAUGGUUCAAGAGUUCAAACCUUUUUGGCGGAAGCUUCCCUCCAUGGAUCCUUGCCUGUGCUGUUAUUGUUUUUACUCGCAUGAGGAAGAGAACUGGGGACUUUUUGAAAAAGCGUGGCUGGUAAAACAUAUGCCACUGAGCAUUCCUGGUUCUGGUCGAAGAGCCAAUCUGACUACCUUCAAGGUUUGAGUAAAGCAACUGCAUUUUGAUGAUUUAGUCCUUUGCCUCGUUUUAUACUCUAAAAAAAAAUAAAAAAAUAGCCCCACUUUUGAUGAUGAAUUGAUGAUAGAUACUAGAACAAGAUAAUCAAGCUGUCUCUGUUUGGUUAGUCGUUGAUGGACUUUCAUGGUUAUAUCAUCAAUUUUCUUUUUCC
Molecule: messenger RNA, 1389 nt
Organism: Populus trichocarpa (black cottonwood)
Lineage: Eukaryota; Viridiplantae; Streptophyta; Magnoliopsida; Malpighiales; Salicaceae
Exons: 2
Coding region: 580-1140 (186 amino acids)
Source: RefSeq, a predicted model, not a curated record